GUCUGUCAAAACUGUCAUUUCUAUGUCAAAUAUGUCACAACACGUAAAUACAAAUAAUGGCUUAAACCGAUUAUUUUCCCCGAAAUUUGGCUUUCAAAGCUUACAAUUGUACGAUUUUAUGUGAAUUCGUGACCUUCAAAAUGCGCAAACGUCACAUUUGGUUAUUUUUCCUUCUUUUGGGUUUCACCCUCGGCGAGGAACUUGAAGUAAAACGCGAGAAAAUCGCCACCACUGAGCUGGCACACGAGACCGACGAAAGACUCCUAGUUUUUGCGACUUUAAGCGGCGAUUUGGUCGGUGUUGAGCCCCAAACGGGCAGAAUCCGAUGGAAAAUCAAAGACAGACCUAUUGUUCAGGUGCCUGUCGACACCACAAACGCCAUAAUCCCGAUUUUUCUGCCCGAUCCCAGGGACGGUUCUUUGUACUUAAUGGGGAAUAACCGGGAACCUUUAAAGAAAUUACCCUUCACUAUUCCACAAUUGGUGGCCUCGUCGCCUUGUCGCAGUUCUGAUGGGAUUUUCUAUACCGGGAAAAAGAAGGACACGUGGUUUAAACUUGACCCAAUCACUGGGAGAAAAGAGCAAGUUUUAGGCUGGGAUACCAGUCCCACGUGUCCCAUUGAAUCGAAAAAAUUCGUUUUUAUCGGACGCACGAAAUACGACAUUAUGAUGGUCGAUAGUACCAAUAAAUUGCGCAAAUGGAACGUCACGUUUUACGAUUAUACGGCGCAAACAAUGUCGAAGGAAGAAAUGAACAAUUACGAAUUGGUACAUUUUGCGUCAAGUUCCACCGGUCGCUUGGUAACCAUGGACCGUCGCCGUGGCAACCUCCUCUGGGACAGCGAUCUGGGAAGUCCCGUGGUGGCAGCAUACGUACUUGAUUCAGACGGGUUAUUAGUGGCCCCGUUUACAAGCCUAGCCAACCACACUUUGAAUUAUCUAACGACGGAAUUGUUGACUCACGAGGGGCCCCAACCCCAACGAAUGAAACUAUAUCCCACUCUGUACGUGGGUGAUCAUAGGUACGGCCUUUAUGCCAUUCCGUCUCUCGUUGACCAAAAUGUGGUCACGAUCACAGCUUCAGAUGGGGGCCCUUUGUUACUAGGGGGCCCCCAUGCGCCCGAUUUGCCCAAACCGUACCCCGAGUACCCCAUACCGGGGUAUAACUAUAGGCUACCCUCAAAUAUGUACGAAGGUGACCCGAUUACGUUCCAAAGCAUCCCAAAUUUUGUUAUAUACGUUGGUCACUACAACGUGCCAAAAUACACCGAUACGAAAUUUCUGUUAGGUGGGGGUACCCCUAAAGUGAACCUUUUGACCGACGAAAGUGAGUCAAAUGAGACACCUCCCCCAAAAACCGUCCCCAAGUCAAUAGAAGAAAGCGACCAACAACAGCCCCAAACUAAUAAAAAUCGUAUCAAAUCUUACUACAAAUCGGUGAAAUUAUGGGUAAACCAGCAGGAAAACAAGGGUUUGAAGCUAGUUUUGAUCAUUUUGGUGGGUUGCGUUAUCGCCAUGUUUUGGUACUUGCAAGUGCAAGUGCGCGAGUUCCAAAACAUGUCCCAGAAUGGCUCACGCUCAAGUCAGCAAAACUCCUUUGGGAAAAAUUCCUCAAUCACCGCCUAUUCCGAGGAAUUACCCGAUGGGUUGGUCCGUGUGGGUAAAAUAACCUUCCAUCCGGACCAACUCCUGGGUAAAGGUUGCGAAGGUACUUUUGUCUAUCGGGGUGAAUUCGAUAGUAGACAAGUCGCCGUCAAGCGACUACUUCCCGAAUGUUUCACGUUCGCCGACCGGGAAGUUGCCCUUUUAAGGGAAAGUGAUGCCCAUCCCAAUGUUAUAAGGUACUACUGCAUGGAACAAGACCGAUUGUUCAGGUACAUAGCCCUUGAGUUGUGCCAAGCGACUUUAUCGGAAUACGUGCAAGGGAAAUGCGACAGGACGAUGAUUAAACCGUUGGAUAUCCUGAGACAGGCCACUUCGGGCCUUGGACAUUUGCAUUCGCUCGAUAUUGUCCACCGUGAUAUUAAGCCCCACAAUGUUCUGCUUUCCGUCCCCAAUAGUCAAGGCGAAGUCAAAGCAAUGAUCUCAGAUUUCGGUUUAUGUAAAAAACUCCAAGUCGGGAGAGUUUCAUUUUCGAGACGUUCCGGAGUCACCGGAACCGACGGUUGGAUUGCCCCGGAAAUGCUCAACGGCAACGAGAGAACCACUUGUGCUGUGGAUUUAUUUUCGCUCGGUUGUCUCUUUUACUACGUUCUUUCGAACGGUUUGCACCCUUUUGGUGAUAAUUUACGACGACAAGCGAAUAUUUUGAGCGGUGAUUAUAAUUUGGACGAUCUUCAAGGUGAAGAAUGGCAAAUUAAUCUACAGAAACCUUUACUAGCGGCGAUGAUUUCGUCGAAACCGAACGAACGGCCUUCUUGCAGUGCCAUUUUAAAACACCCAAUGUUUUGGGACAAUGCGAAAAUUUUAGCCUUUUUCCAAGAUGUCAGCGAUAGGGUCGAAAAGGCCGAAACCGAUGACUCAGUUUUACAAAAUUUAGAAGAAAUGAAUUUUACGAUAGUCAGGACUGACUGGCGAACGCACAUUCAUGAAGAAGUCGCCACAGAUUUGCGAAAAUAUCGCUCGUAUCGAGGGGAAUCGGUCCGGGAUCUUCUACGAGCACUUAGAAACAAAAAACAUCACUUUCGGGAGUUGACCAAAGAGGCGCAGAGCCUUUUGGGCGAAAUCCCCGACUCCUUUACGAGUUACUGGACGAAGCGGUUUCCCCUGUUACUGGUGCAUUCGUGGUUGGCCAUGCAAUGCGUUUCGGACGAAACGGCCUUUCAGCCUUACUACCACGACACUUACAAAUAUUCCUAUCAAAAUUUCCUACAACAGAUUCAAAACUACAUCGUGGAAAAGCCCGAUUUUUAUGAAUUUCCAAAAAUGAAAAAUCGUCUAUUUGACACAAACCCGAGAAAAGUUCGUGAAAAUGUGGGACUUUACCGGAACUUGGCGCCACAAGAAGUCGUAGAUGUGAACGAGGUCAAUGUUACGAUAACUGAUCGUAGGUUUAAGAAAAGUGAAGUACGGAUUAGGAGCAAGAAACGGGCCUCAAAACGAGACGAGCCGCUAGUCUGGGCCAUAAGACAAGAUAAAUAAGUACAAUUUUGUUAUUUUUUGGUAAUUUUAAGGAAUCACUGUGAUAAUUGUAGCACUUUGUUUUUAAGGACCAAUUAAUGUUAAUCGUUGCCAAAUAUAUUUUCUAUAUGGAA
Messenger RNA from Tribolium castaneum (red flour beetle), 3253 nucleotides. It is a transcript of the gene Ire1, whose product is annotated as Inositol-requiring enzyme-1. The coding region runs from base 141 to 3140 and encodes 999 amino acids. NCBI's taxonomy places the organism in Eukaryota, Metazoa, Arthropoda, Insecta, Coleoptera, Tenebrionidae. The transcript is spliced from 9 exons. Gene Ontology annotation, molecular function: protein serine/threonine kinase activity; RNA endonuclease activity; ATP binding. The record is from RefSeq and is a predicted model, not a curated record. Gene Ontology annotation, biological process: protein phosphorylation; intrinsic apoptotic signaling pathway in response to endoplasmic reticulum stress; IRE1-mediated unfolded protein response. Gene Ontology annotation, cellular component: IRE1-TRAF2-ASK1 complex.